Molecule: messenger RNA, 783 nt
Organism: Numida meleagris (helmeted guineafowl)
Lineage: Eukaryota; Metazoa; Chordata; Aves; Galliformes; Numididae
Product: heparan sulfate glucosamine 3-O-sulfotransferase 3B1-like
Molecular function (GO): [heparan sulfate]-glucosamine 3-sulfotransferase activity
Source: RefSeq, a predicted model, not a curated record
GGGCAGCAAGCGGCUGCCGCAGGCCAUCAUCAUCGGCGUGAAGAAGGGCGGCACGCGGGCGCUGCUGGAGUUCCUGCGGGUGCACCCCGACGUGCGCGCCGUCGGCGCCGAGCCCCACUUCUUCGACCGCAACUACGAGCGGGGCCUCGCCUGGUACAGGGACCUCAUGCCCAGGACCCUGGAGGGGCAGAUCACCAUGGAGAAGACCCCCAGCUACUUCGUCACCAAGGAGGCCCCAGCCCGCAUCUCCUCCAUGGCCAAGGGCACGAAGCUGAUCGUGGUGGUGCGGGACCCCGUGACCAGAGCCAUCUCGGACUACACACAGACGCUCUCCAAGAAGCCCGACAUCCCCACCUUUGAGAGCCUGACCUUCAAAAACAGGACUACGGGCCUGAUCGACACCUCGUGGAGCGCCAUCCAGAUCGGCAUCUACGCCAAGCACCUGGAGAACUGGCUGCUCUACUUCCCCAUCGGGCAGAUCCUCUUCGUCAGCGGGGAGAGGCUGAUCAGCGACCCCGCGGGGGAGCUGGGCAGGGUCCAGGACUUUCUGGGCCUCAAGAGGAUCAUCACCGACAAACACUUCUACUUCAACAAAACCAAGGGCUUCCCCUGCCUGAAGAAGGCGGAGGGCAGCAGCAAACCCCACUGCCUGGGGAAAACGAAAGGCAGGACCCACCCCGACAUCGACCAGGAGGUGGUGCAGAGGCUGCGGGACUUCUACCGGCCCUUCAACAUGAAGUUCUACCAGAUGACGGGGCAGGACUUCGGCUGGGACUGAGGCUG